This is a messenger RNA of Arctia plantaginis, 690 nucleotides long. Lineage: Eukaryota; Metazoa; Arthropoda; Insecta; Lepidoptera; Erebidae. The record is from the annotation of a GenBank genome assembly.
AUGCAGAACCCUAAUGAGGAUACAGAAUGGAAUGAUAUCCUUCGUGCCAAAGGUAUUCUGCCUAAAAAGGAAAAAGAAAUAUCAGAAAAUGAUAUUGUUGACAUGAUAGAACAGACUAUCCAACAAAAACAGAAUGAAAAGGAUAAGCAACUAUCAGAGCUAGACCUAGAUGGUCUUGAUGAGCUUGAAGAUUCAGAGGAUGAAGCCGUCCUUGAAGAAUACAGAAGAAAGCGGAUAGCUGAACUGAAGAGACUCGCAGAAAAGCCAAAGUUUGGAGAUGUUAGGGAGGUGUCAGGUCAGGAUUAUGUGCAGGAGGUCAACAAGGCAGGAGAGGGCAUUUGGGUGGUCAUACAUCUUUACAAGCAAGGCAUCCAGCAAUGCGCCCUCAUAAAUCAAUAUCUGCGUCAGUUAGCAGAGAAAUUCCCUUACACCAAGUUUCUGAAGGCCGUAGCGCAGACAUGCAUCCCCAACUUCCCGGAGAAGAAUCUACCGAGCAUAUUUGUGUACUUUGAAGGUGAUAUGAAGAAGCAGUUUGUUGGACCACUUGAGCUUAGAGGAACCUCGCUGACUGUUGAAGAAUUCGAAUAUAUUCUGGGAAAAGUGGGUGCCGUGGAUACGAAAAUUACAGAAGACCCCAGGCCAAAGAUAAAAGAUAAGAUGUUCACAGAUCUCGGGAGCAAUGACUGGUGA